GUGCUCUGGUAAAUGAGUGUUUAUAAAUAGAAUUUCCAGUCCUUUGGUAUAAUGAAGAGGAUUUAGGAUUCAAACUAGAAUCACGAGACUUGAAUAGAGCAGAAAGGCGCUGGACUUUUACCUCUAAGAUCUACCGGCGUUGGACCUUUCCCGGAACAGAAAUGGGUUCCUGUCGGCUGACAUGCUGGAUAGUGAUCGUUGUGUAUGGAGUUGUAGGUCAGCUGGCCUUGACCCAGUCCCCUAUCUGCCAUGGGCACGGGACCAUGAAGAUGGGUAUGUGUGUAUGCGAUGAAGGUUACAUUGGUGUAAACUGCUCCGCAAAAGAGGAAGACCAAUGUAAAGCUCCGGGAGACAAUUCUGUGUGUUCAGGACAUGGAGAUUGUAUAGAUGGAAUGUGUCUUUGUCUGUCCAGAGGUGAUGAUUUACAUAGAUUUUCUGGCACGUACUGUGAAUGCGAUGACCACAGCUGUCCUUAUUCUGACGAUGAUGUUUGUGGAGGAUCCGAUAAAGGCUGGUGUGAAUGUGGAACAUGUCGAUGUAACCUCGGAUUUACUGGUGAUGCCUGUUCAUGUAGUGAGUCAACAGACAGCUGUUUAGCGGACGACGGGAAGAUUUGUAGUGGGAAUGGCAACUGCCGCUGUAAUGAGUGUGUGUGUAUCACUGGCUAUGGUGGUCCGACGUGCAGCGACAGAAACGAGGUGGCACGAUCCAAGUCAUUCAUAUCGGAUUUUACAGACGUAUGUGAUCUAUGGAUACCUUGUGUACUCUGUGUGGGCUUCAAUACCGGCGAUAAAGAUGCCGAGGAAUGCGAAGAGGAUUGCAACAGGAACAGAAUACAUAUUGUAGAAACGUUUCCAGACACACCAAGUAACCGCGUUUGUCAUCACAAAGACGCAGAUCAGUGUGUUGUAACUUUUUCUCACACUGACGAGUCAUUUUACGCCAUGUCUGUAUUCGUCAAAUCCAUUAAAGAAUGUCCUGCACCUAUUCCAACCCCGGAGGCUGAAGUGAUAAAAGCAGAUCAAUUAUCAGAUGAUACAGAGGGCAACGAAGGUGAAACAAACAACGGCAGCAACGGCUCACCUCCCGUUCUUAACACAUGCUAUUUCCUUUACCUAAUAUACUUAAUAUUUACUCUAUCUGUUCCAUAGAUUUUCUUUGCAUAAUCUUUAAUUUGAGGCAAAAGUCUUUGAAAAUAUUUUACAACUGACACAGAAAACUAUUUAUUAGUAAUCAUGUAAUAGAAUUGAAACUGACUUUUUUUAAAUCUUUUUUUUUUUAUAUUAUUAUUGUUGCUACAGUGUGUAUGCAUGUACGCAGUAUGAUAUGGGUAUAAUCUAGUCACUUGAUCAAAUAAUAAAAUAGGCGUUUAUAGAUUAGAUUGAAUACUGGUACAACCCUCCAAAGUCAAGGAAGAAACAAAGACACCGGAGAUAAUGUCCAUACACCCAGUCCGGUAUAAUUGAUAUCAAAACAAUUAGACACCGGAGAUAAUGGUAAUACACCCAAUCCGGUAUAAUUGAUAUCAAAACAAUUAGACACCGGAGAUAAUGGUAAUACACCCAGUCCGGUAUAAUUGAUAUCAAAACAAUUAGACACCGGAGAUAAUGGUAAUACACCCAGUCCGGUAUAAUUGAUAACAAAACAAUUAGACACCGGAGAUAUUGUCGAUACACCCAGUCCGGUAUAAUUGUUAUCAAAACAAUUAGACACCGGAGAUAAUGUCGAUACACCCAGUCCGGUAUAAUUGAUAUCAAAACAAUUAGACACCGGAGAUAAUGUCGAUACACCCAGUCCGGUAUAAUUGAUAUCAAAACAAUUAGACACCGGAGAUAAUGGUAAUACACCCAAUCCGGUAUAAUUGAUAACAAAACAAUUAGACACCGGAGAUAUUGUCGAUACACCCAGUCCGGUAUAAUUGAUAUCAAAACAAUUAGACACCGGAGAUAAUGGUAAUACACCCAGUCCGGUAUAAUUGAUAACAAAACAAUUAGACACCGGAGAUAUUGUCGAUACACCCAGUCCGGUAUAAUUGAUAUCAAAACAAUUAGACACCGGAGAUAAUGGUAAUACACCCAGUCCGGUAUAAUUGAUAUCAGAACAAUUAGACACCGGAGAUAAUGUCGAUACACCCAGUCCGGUAUAAUUGAUAUCAAAACAAUUAGACACCGGAGAUAAUGUCGAUACACCCAGUCCGGUAUAAUUGAUAUCAAAACAAUUAGACACCGGAGAUAAUGGUAAUACACCCAGUCCAGUAUAAUUGAUAUCAAAACAAUUAGACACCGGAGAUAAUGUCGAUACACCCAGUCCGGUAUAAUUGAUAUCAAAACAAUUAGACACCGGAGAUAAUGGUAAUACACCCAAUCCGGUAUAAUUGAUAUCAAAACCAUUAGAUACCGGAGAUAAUGGUAAUACACCCAGUCCGGUAUAAUUGAUAUCAAAACAAUUAGACACCGGAGAUAAUGUCGAUACACCCAGUCCGGUAUAAUUGAUAUCAAAACCAUUAGACACCGGAGAUAAUGGUCGAUACACCCAGUCCGGUAUAAUUGAUAUCAAAACCAUUAGAUACCGGAGAUAAUGGUAAUACACCCAGUCCGGUAUAAUUGAUAUCAAAACAAUUAGACACCGGAGAUAAUGUCGAUACACCCAGUCCGGUAUAAUUGAUAUCAAAACAAUUAGACACCGGAGAUAAUGUCGAUACACCCAGUCCGGUAUAAUUGAUAUCAAAACAAUUAGACACCGGAGAUAAUGGUAAUACACCCAGUCCGGUAUAAUUGAUAUCAAAACAAUUAGACACCGGAGAUAAUGUCGAUACACCCAGUCCGGUAUAAUUGAUAUCAGAACAAUUAGACACCGGAGAUAAUGGUAAUACACCCAAUCCGGUAUAAUUGAUAUCAAAACCAUUAGACACCGGAGAUAAUGUCGAUACACCCAGUCCGGGGAUUUGCAAUUUAACCGAUUUUUUUUUUGUGCAAACAUUAUAUAAUUGAUGAUUUUUUUUUCUGUGUCAAUAAAUUUCCGAAGCUUCCAUAUUAGUGCAGUGUUUCAGUUUAUAUUAUAUUCAUAUUGCAUAUCUUAAACUGUACAUAUAUUAGGGUUAGGGUUAUUGUAAUGUAAUACACACGCUUGUAAUUCAAAAUUAUAUUUAGAUUCCGCAUACGAUAAAUUUUUCAUAUUUUAUACUACGGCAUUGUAAUCGUAAUAUACUAGGCUACACGAUCAGCGAUAUAUCAUCAACUCAGAUAAAAUUAAAGUGAAUUGAAUUGUA
Molecule: messenger RNA, 3268 nt
Organism: Pecten maximus
Lineage: Eukaryota; Metazoa; Mollusca; Bivalvia; Pectinida; Pectinidae
Product: integrin beta-3-like
Exons: 11
Coding region: 162-1151 (329 amino acids)
Biological process (GO): cell migration; cell-matrix adhesion; cell adhesion mediated by integrin
Cellular component (GO): cell surface; integrin complex; focal adhesion
Molecular function (GO): integrin binding
Source: RefSeq, a predicted model, not a curated record